AUGCAGAGAAUAGGUAUUUCGGCUUCUAGGAAUAUGGCUAGGAGACGCAUGUCGACGCAGAUUCCCUCGCAUUUCAAAUCGCUAGUUUAUUCAAGCCACGAUGCUCAAGAUUGUACCAAAGUUUUGUCGUUACAUACAUAUCCUCGAAAGGAAUCAGACGAAUCAAUUGUUUUACGUACGCUAGCAUUUCCGGUCAAUCCUUCAGAUGUAAAUCAGCUGGAAGGCGUUUAUCCGUCGAAACCAGAGAAAACCAUGGAAUAUAGGACCGAGAAACCUAGUGCCAUUGCUGGUAACGAGGGGGUUUUCGAGGUGGUACAUGUACCUAAAUCUGCUAAAAUGCUCAAACCUGGUGAUAUGGUACUCCCGUUGCAGGCCAACUUUGGUACUUGGAGUAAUUACAGGACUUGCGAGAAAGAAUCGCAAUUGGUGAAAGUAGAGGGAAUCGAUGUUUUAACUGCGGCUACUGUGGGUGUCAAUGGAUGCACUGCGUAUCAAAUGGUGAACAACUACGUUGAUUGGAACGAAGGUGCGAAUGAAUGGUUAAUCCAAAAUGCAGGCACUUCAUCAGUUUCGAAGAUUGUCACCCAAAUUGCCAAAUCAAAGGGAAUCAAGACUUUAAGUGUUAUUAGAGACAGAGAGAAUUUCGACGAAGUUGCCAGCGAAUUGGAAAACAAGUAUGGAGCUACUAAAGUGAUCAGUGAAACCGAUAAUAAUGACAAGAAUUUUGCCAAAGAAGUGUUACCCAAAAUCUUAGGUGCCAACGCAACUAUAAAGUUGGCUCUAAAUUCCGUUGGCGGAAAAUCAAGCGCAAGUAUAGCACGCAAACUUGACCGCGACGCUACGAUGUUGACCUAUGGCGGAAUGUCCAAAAUGCCCGUUACGUUACCAACUUCUUUACUUAUUUUUAAAGGUCUAAAAUGCCUUGGAUUUUGGAUUACGGAAAACUCGAGAAGAGACCCUUCUAGCAAAUUGACGACCGUUAACGAGGUUGUCGAGCUAUACAGUAAGGGAGUUAUCAAAUCUCCAAGAGACGAUGUUAGAGCGAUCGAAUGGGAUGUCUCAAACGCCAAAGACGAUGAAGUUCUUCAAUUGAUCAGAAAUAGUAUCAACGUAAAGGGCAAGAAGAAUGUGAUUGUCUUGAAAUGGUGA
Lachancea mirantina is the source of this 1149-nucleotide messenger RNA. Lineage: Eukaryota; Fungi; Ascomycota; Saccharomycetes; Saccharomycetales; Saccharomycetaceae. The record is from the annotation of a GenBank genome assembly.